This is a messenger RNA of Drosophila grimshawi, 3908 nucleotides long. It is a transcript of the gene msl-2, whose product is annotated as E3 ubiquitin-protein ligase msl-2. Gene Ontology annotation, molecular function: ubiquitin protein ligase activity. NCBI's taxonomy places the organism in Eukaryota, Metazoa, Arthropoda, Insecta, Diptera, Drosophilidae. The transcript has 3 exons. The record is from RefSeq and is a predicted model, not a curated record. Gene Ontology annotation, cellular component: MSL complex. Bases 403 to 2841 code for a protein of 812 amino acids.
CAUUCACAAUGCUGCGCAAACAAAACGGUCACACUGCAGUAAAGAACAUAAAACGCAAGCACGGCGUUUCUAUUUGCUCUGUAUUUAGCCGCUAAGUGAAGCAGUGCAAGAAGAACAACAACAGAGGCAAAAAAGGAACGCCAGGCAACAAAAAUAAAAAUAAAUUAAAAUAGAAAAUAAAGUUGAAUAACAUGUAAUGGCAUUUAAGCCUUAACUAGAACAAUUGCUGGACAAUUUGGCAGAGAAAAUCGCGGCAAGGAAGGCCGGCGGUGGCCUUUUGGCAAAGGCGAGGAGCUGUAAACAAAACCGAAACCAAACAACACACCCACAACAAACACACACACAACACAUACACACCUACACAACACACACACACACUAGUACAGUCACACAGGGGGCACAAUGGAGGCACAGAAACUCUACACAAAGCUGCUCAGUCUCGUCUUCAAAUCCGCCGCAAAUCUUUCCAAGCGGCGCCUGCAACAAAUCAGCAUCGAUAUCGUUGAACUGCGCCAGUUGCUCAGCUGUGUGGUCUGCUGUGAGCUGCUCAAGGAUCCAUUUGAGCCCAUUGAACGUCGCUGUGGCCACAAUGUGUGUCGCCUGUGUUUGCGUGGACGCAAACGACUCUUUCCCCGCUGCGAUCAAUGCGGCGAUGGUUGCGACUACAAAUCGCAUGAGGAGAACAAAUCGAUGGCCCUGCUAUUGCUCUGCUACAAGACACUCUGCAUCCAUUUGUAUCAGUCGUCGUUGUAUGCCCAACUGUUGCCAUAUCCGGAGCAUGGCGGUGGAGGAGUUGUUGGUGGCCACUUGCCGCGCAUCAAACUGCAACCGAUGACAACGCAUUGGAUCAUCCAGGAGGGCAUCAAGUACAAUUAUGAUAUGUGCGACACGUUUUUAUCUCAACACGAAUUGCCUUUCCUCAGCAGCAGCAGCAACAAGCAGCAAACGCCCUCGCUGCCCUCAGAAACGCCACCGUAUACGGCGGCAACAACGCCCGAGCUGCCCUUCGAGCAGCAUACCCCAAUGGUUGCCCCACUUUCGCUCUCCGACAUUGAGCUGGAGGCGGCGGCGACCGGCGAUGAGGUGCAGUUUGCCUCACCGUUGCCACUGUUAUCGCCAACAGCAGCCAACAUGUUGCAUCAACACAAUCACAAUUUGCCGGGCAUCGCAACUCAAUCCCAAUCCUAUUCACAAAUGCUUUUGCCAGCGGGUUACUUUAAUAAGCGCUGGACGGAUCAGGUGGACUUGUCGGAGGCACUGACGAUGCCAGCCAGCUACACCUAUGUGUUGCCCAGCAGCAAUGAAGUACAGUUGCAGCAGCUGCCUGUUAUUGGUCAAGUGGUGCAGAUGUCCACACAAACAGAAGCCCCGACGAGCUACAAGCGACGAUAUGCGGAACUCUUGCUGGAUGAGGUGCAGCAGCCUGUGGAAAUGCAACUGAUGCUUAAUGAUGUGCAGCAACAGCAGCAGCAGGUAGAGCUGGAGCAGGAGCCGCUAGAGCUAGAGAAGCAGACACAGUUGGAGCAGCAGACACAGUUCGCGCAGCAGACACAGUUGGAGCAGCAGACACAAUUGGAGCAGGCAGAGUUAGAGCAGGAACUGGAGAAGGAGCAGGAGGUGGAGAAGGAGCAGGAGCUGGAGAAGGAGCAGGAGCUGGAGAAGGAGCAGGAGCUGGAGAAGGAGCAGGAGCUGGAGAAGGAGCUGGAGAAGGAGCAGGAGCAGGCAGAGCGGGAGCUGCAGCAGGAGCAACAGCAGCAGUCAGAAUUGCAGCAGGAGCAGGCAGAGCUGGAGCCGCAGCCAGACAAUAUUCAACGUGUGAGCAGACGCAAAAAGCAGCAGCAGCAGCACAAUCAUCAACAGUUGGAACAGCAGCUGGAGCAGAAUGAGGAGCUAGUGGAGGAACAGCCAUUGCGCCGGGUCAGCCGGCGGCAUAUACGCAACCAAAAAGCAACACCUGGCUCAUUCGUACAGCUGAAGCCGCAGGAUUCAGUGCCCGAAGUUGCCACAGCAGCUUCCUCAGCUGCUGCUACAGCUGGUCCAACUCCAGCCAGUUGCACACCCCUCAUGAACAAAGAAGCAAUCACAGCCAAACCCAAAUCGGCAACCGGUGCCACUUCGGGCAAUUGUCGGUGUGGCACCACUUCGGUGCCUGGUCGUUGCACGUGUCGCAACAGUCGCUGUCCUUGCUACAUGGCGGGCAGGUCCUGCAAAUUGUCCGGCUGCAAAUGCCAUGGCUGCAAGAAUCCACAUUUGCAUGCACCACGCAUGAGCAGCAGCAGCGAAGAGGAUGUCAAACUACUUGUUGCAACGGAUACGGUCAAAGAGGAGGUGAAGCAGGAGCAGCAAAAGUCAACCCAUGCAGCUGAAGCAGGCGCAGCAACUGGAGCAACAAAUGUAACUGCAACUGCUACUGCAACUGGAGCUGGAGCAACGCCAUCGAAUUUCACUCUGGUGCCGGCAGCGCAACAAUCGGAACAUCCGCUCGUCUAUAUGAUGAAUGAGACGGGAGAUUAUCAGGGCUUCAACAUCUUCAAUGGCAAUGCGCCGCUCGAUCCGGCUCAGCUUGGCUUUCCGCGCAUACCGUUUCCGAGUAAGGAUGGCAAAAAGUCCACAACUGAAUUCAUAUACUUUAUGCCACCAGCACCGGAGGCUGUUCCACUCAAGUUGGAACAACAGGAUCCAACGCCGUCAGCAGCAACUGUAGGAGUAAAAAUCAGCGAGCAGCCGGCAAAGAAAUUGAAGAACGGCUCAUUUAUCCGUGAUAUUGUAAACGUAGUGAAUGCGAACGCCGAGGAUAGCACGGAUCUAUUGUUCGAUGAAGAGUUGGAAAUGCCAGCGUAAGCAUUGCGUGUCUCCUGAUUCGGAUACUGAUCCUCAUCUCGUCAUCGUCAACGUCAUCUCGUUGUAGCCAUCUUUGUAUAGCUUAUGUUGUGGUUGUAACGUAUUUGAUUUUGUUGUGUUUGUGCGCCUAGGUAGAGAAAAAGUUUUGUAAGCAAUGUGCUGUACCUGCGACUGCUGCUUGAUUACAUAUAUACAUAUACUAUAUACGAUCUGCUUGCUCAGAUACAGGUACAGAGCAUGUUUCAAGUCGGCAAACAUCCAUUCGACUUGCAGGCUCUUCUUUCAUCCGUUCAACAUUUUGUUUUCUUACAGACAGUUUUACACUGACCGAAACAGUGGCUAAUCAAUCCUUCAAAUCACAAACUGAAAUUAUUUAUUUUACAUCACCCAACAAUUUUUUUUUAUUUUUUUUCGUAUAUUAAGUUAAAUGUACAUUUCAAAUGUAAUAUGAAGUAUCGCAUAUAAAAUGAUUAUGUUUAUGCAUCUCUGUCAGGACUUGUACCUUAACCAAUCUAUGUAUGAAACUCAAAGCAAUAGUCUCUGAAACGGUAACAUUUCUAUAUAUGCAACGAAUUGUAGCAGGAACAAGAGUCAACAAACAGCUAACAACAAAUUGUUAACACUUAAUGCAUACUUUAUUCUAUGACCGUAGCUUUGCUUCACCAAAAAAAAAAAAACAACAAAAAAACGACAAGAAUAUAAAUGUCGAAAAUUAUGAUUUCUGUAUAAUAGAAAUUAAGUACAAUUUUUUGUCAAUACGCCUAAGCCAUUUUUUUUUUCAUAUUUUUAAGAGAAGUUUUUUUUUGCAUAUCUUUAAGUCACUUUUUUUUCAUAGGCUAAGAACCUUUUUUUGAGCAUGAAACGCAUACCCUUUUUUUGAGCAUGAAACCUUUUUUUUGAGCACGUGGAAAACCAUUUUUUUUUUUCAUAGUUUAAGAAUAUUUAUACUCGCAGUUAUGAAAGUAAAUUGCAAUAAAGAUAAUUUUGCAAAUCAAAUACUAUACGAUAAUGAACUUAACACUUAAGCAAAAAAAAAAAAAACAAACAAACCAAUGAAAACUGAAUUA